AUGGAAUAUGUUCCGAUGGAUGCUAAAAGUUCUAGUGGUUCUAAUUCUAAUCUCUUAUUUGCCGAUUUAGAUCUGCCGCCGAUCAUCAAAAGAGGUCUAUUCAGAGGCAUGAGCAAUACCAGAUCGUCCAUGUGCUGGAAAUGCAAACAAAAGAAGAACGAGUUAAUCCCUGAUCAUUCAUGUCAAAUGUGUCAAACCAUAUGUUAUGUCAGUUCACCUCUAAGAAACGAACAACAAGACCAUACUCAUGAUGAUCUGGACGACCCUGAAAAGGAGUAUAGAGAUAAGGUUGACAACAUUGCUAAAACUCUUCUGAGGCUAAUGAAAGAUCUACUUCCACAUGUUAGUGAUAAACCAAAUCACAAGCUAAUCGAAAGUACAUAA
This is a messenger RNA of Lizanozyma spartinae, 384 nucleotides long. RefSeq lists its product as uncharacterized. The transcript has a single exon. The record is from RefSeq and is a predicted model, not a curated record. Bases 1 to 384 code for a protein of 127 amino acids. Lineage: Eukaryota; Fungi; Ascomycota; Pichiomycetes; Serinales; Debaryomycetaceae.